This is a messenger RNA of Macrobrachium nipponense, 4173 nucleotides long. RefSeq names its product mitochondrial amidoxime reducing component 2-like. Gene Ontology annotation, molecular function: catalytic activity; molybdenum ion binding; pyridoxal phosphate binding. Lineage: Eukaryota; Metazoa; Arthropoda; Malacostraca; Decapoda; Palaemonidae. The transcript has 8 exons. Bases 152 to 1189 code for a protein of 345 amino acids. The record is from RefSeq and is a predicted model, not a curated record.
UAUCCUACCAUUACUACUACGUACUAUCCCCUGCCGACCAUGAUGGCAUGAUCCCAACCCUUAGUAACAGGAGUCAGGCAGCUGGUAACAGGUGUAUAUCCUUAUAUGGCAUGUAGAUUAGAUUAUAAAACGAGAUGAAGACGACGUAGUCAUGUUUCUUCAACAGGCCAUUGAUCAGAAAUUUAGUGUCCUCACAGUACUUGUUGCGGGCAUUGUUGCAGUGACAGCAUAUUAUUACUGGAUGGAACGCAACAAGAGACGUAAACAGUCUCCAGUGAAGUUACAGUUCAAAACUUCUGAUGAACUACAGAAAGUUGAGUGGGAGCAUGUUGGUAAGGUGUCCAAAAUAUGGAUUUAUCCUGUUAAGUCAUGUGCUGGAAUCCCCCUAAAGAAUGCCCAAACAGGUCUGCUUGGCCUCUUGGAUGGCUCUGUGAGAGACAGAUCAUUUGCUUUUACAACAGAAAGCGGAUCCCUGAUUAGGGGGUCCAUGAUUGGUGCUACUGUGAAGAUUAAACCUCUCUUAAAUGGCAACUCACUAACUUUGAAAUAUCCAGAUGUUGAAGAGUUGUCUGUUGAUCUAGAGCAGGUAGAAGCUGAGAAAAAUGAAGCAACCAUAAACAUUUUUGGAGAUAUUGCCCCAGGUUUAGACUGUGGAGAAGCUGCUGCAAGAUGGCUUGAGAAUGUUUUGGGGAAAAAAGCUCGUUUACUCCACCAUUCCACUAUCCCUUCUCCUAGAACAACAGAGAGUUUUGUUGGCAAGUUUCCUCUUGUGAAGAAGGAUGAUAAUUGUUUAUAUGCAGACUCUUUUCCAUACUUAUUGAUGACAAAAGAGUCUAUUAAUGAUCUUCAAAGUAGGGUCAGUUGUCAGACACCGCCAGAAAAUUUUAGACCUAAUAUUCUUGUUGAAGGUAUUAGUAAAGCCUAUGAUGAAGAUGAGUGGGCCUACAUCAAAAUUGGGAGUUCCAUCUUUAGAAAUGUCAGGCCAUGCACCAGGUGCACAUUUACUACUGUCAAUUAUGAGACUGGCACUAAGGAGAAGGAUAUGGAACCCUUACGUACUUUGAAAAAGUACCGAUGCUUCUUAGAAGGGGAAAGUAGUCCUUGUUUUGGAGUUCAUCUGGCGGUAGAACUUCAAGGAACCAUUUCAGAUGGUGAUGAUGUGUAUGUAACCAGAUUUGCAAAAUCAUAGUUAUUAUGUCAUUUCUAUUGUGAUAAUUCUUUUUAUUCUACUGUGAAGAAAAUUUCUGUAUUGAUAUUAGUAUUAUUGAAUUGAUAUAUUUAAGAUGGAAUCAUUCCUAAGUUUGAGCCCACUCCCAUAAAUGACUGUAUUUUUUUAUUUCUUUCAAUUUUCAUGUUAAAUAAAAUUGUAGUUCGUUGAUAUGAUUAGGCUAAGAUCAGUAAUCAUUAUUGCUAUUCAGCAAGGGAGCCAGCCUGACAGCUUUUAGUAGAGGUGUUUGUAACAUUUUGAAUGUAAGGAAAAGCUGUUCCUAUUUUUCAUCAUAAUACAUGGUCAACAUUGUUAAUUUACAAAAGGUUUAGGGUAGAAUUGAAGUAGCCUAAACUUGUGAUAUUCAGUGUCUGUUCAUAUCAAGCACACGAUUGUCAUUGCCCCAUGCCUCUGUUUGAAGUGUGCAGAUUUAAACAUACUUAGCUGAAAUUUAGUUAUCUAUGUAAAUAAAUUGUGAGAUAUCUCCCAUCAGUAAAGUUAAGGCACUCAGACCUCUCACUUAUCUUACUCGGUAUAAAACCUAGGUCAUAAAUGCCAAGUAUUUUGUACCUGUCUUGCUUGAAAUAAUUUUUCAGUUGUCAUCCUGUAAUUAUUUUAUAUUUCCAUUCUUCUCCAAAGGUUCCCCUCCUUUUUUUGUUAUUUUGACACAAUGUGACACUUAUUUUAUUGUGAAUUUUCUUGAUUGGUUUUUUGUCAUCUUGUUUCAUCAAACACAUCAUUAACAUGGCCAACUUACACCCUAUUGUUAUCUUGCUUCAUCAUACACAUCAUUAACAUGGCCAAAUUACAACCCUAUCACUUUAGACCGUGAUUUUUCUUAUGUAAAUUGUAUCUGUACUCAAUCUACAUUAUUUGUGGCUAGGAAUGGCUGAUAUUUAUAGGGUGACCAUUUUGAUUGGGGAUAGUGAAGAGAAACUAGGUUGGUGAAAGAAUUGAAAAUUUUUACAUUAAAUAAUCACUCCAAAAUUUCUUCCAAUUUUAAAUUUUAAGGUAUAGGAAUUAUGAUCAUGGGUUAAUUAUAGACACUAGGGCCAUUGCUUUAACUUAGCCAAGUUAUGUAUAUUUUUUUAGCUUCAUCUGCCACAGGUUAACUGUGCAUCAUGUUAACCAGUCAUGCUAUUAUCAUAGUCAAGGGAUGUUUAGGAUAUAAAAGAUAUGCCAUCUAGGUAAGGUAAAGAUGUGUGUGAUUUCAUAUAACUACAUUCUUAUAAAAUAAUGAAAGCACUAUAAAAUAAUGAAAGGUAAAGCAAGAGUUUUAACUUCUCAUUUUUCAUAAAGAUUACACAUGAAAAAUUUACUGAAAUAUUAACCAGUUCAGUAUGAAUGCCACUGAUGUAUCAUUUAUUAGUGGCAUCUGAGUUUUAAAGUGUUUUUUUUUAUUUGUAAGUAUUAUAAUAAUUGUCGAAGAUACUGUUUGAACCUAGUUUUAAAGGUAAUGAAAUGUUUAAAUAAUUUUUUGUAUUUCCAAUAUGAUUAGCUUUGUUGUUGGUUUUUAGUCUCCGAAAGUGUGCUGUGCAAAACACUAAGUGACACCUCUCUCCUAGAGUCGAGGUGUAGUUGAGAUGUUGAGGAGUCUUAAUCCCAUUAAGUGGAAAUCACAGGCUAAUAUGUUUUCUUAUCAUACUAUAUUUUAUAGCAAUUUUAGGAAAGUAUGUAUUGGUUGCACACUUCAAAACUUCAAACUAAACAUAUAAUUCAAGCAGGAAUGUAAAACAAACUUUUGUAUAUGUAGCUGUAAUUGUAUUGUAUUACAGUAUUUUAUUAUGAAUUUUGGGUUGUUAAUAAACAGUUUCACUAAUUUAGCUGUAUACCUGUAGUUAUAAGUUACAAGGAAUUACAAGGAUUAAGGUGUCUCAACAAAGACUUACUAGUCUAUCCGAGGAAGCAUCAUGUGCUCACUUAUCUCUAGGAGCAGGUCUUACUAUUCAUUCAGUGUCCUAAUGAUCUUGUCUAGCUUUCUUUUAAACUUCCACAUUGUGGCUAUUUAUAACUUCUUGUGGCAGUUUAUUCCAUGUGUCACAUAUCUUGCAUGUACAGAAGUUCCUGCAGUGAGAUGUGUUAUAUCUCUUCAGUUCUAGUUUCCAUCCAUUAUUUUUUGUCUGGUUUUUGUUUAAUGAGAAUAGGUUACUGUCUGCUUUCAUUACGCCUUUCAGUAUUUUGAAUGUUGCUAUUAGUUGUUAACCUAUUUGACUGAUGGAUGGAAUUAACUUUGUGGCUCUAGCUUGUACCCCUUCUAGUCUAUUUAUAUCCUGUCGUAGUGUUGGUGACCAAAACUGUACUGCAUAUUCAAGAUGAGGUCUAACUAUUGAUGUGUAGAACUGCAGCACUGUUUCCUUGUUUCUGUAUUUGAGCUGCCUCUUUAUGUAUCCCACUAGUUUCUUUGCCUUCUUUUCAUCUUUUACGCUCUGUUUUGUGGAUUAUAAGUCUGGUAAUAAUAACUCCAAGGACCUCUUCUAGUUCUACACUAUUUAUGUCAUCCCAAGCAACAUGUAGUUGGAAUGAGGGUUGUAUGUUCCAAGUUAUAACACUUUACACUUAUUAUCCAAGUUAAAAGGAUUUUGCCAUCUUUUGGACCACUCCUAUUUUCCUUAAAUAAUUUCUGAAACUUUCCACUGUAUUUGGGUCUGCUGCAUUUACCAAGUAGAUUCCAUAAUACAAAUAAAAGAUGUCAAUUGAUGUUUUGAUAGGUACCAAUUCAAUCUUCAUUUACAUACGUCUUUCAAUAGUCAUUUGUAUUUUUUUUUUUUAUUAAAUUAUUCAUAUACAGUAGUACAGUACUGUUCUUGUAUUUUUUGUAAAAAAUAAUUUGGUAAAAUUUGGAUUUUAUGGAACAGUAAUAAGAAAAAAGGUGUGGUUAUUUCGUGUAUUUUUUAUAGAAUGUUUUGUUCAUCUAAGAGUAUGUUACCUUGAUCAAAAUUAAAGAAAAAAUCGUAAAUACAGUUUAC